Molecule: messenger RNA, 3147 nt
Organism: Anopheles coustani
Lineage: Eukaryota; Metazoa; Arthropoda; Insecta; Diptera; Culicidae
Product: VPS35 endosomal protein sorting factor-like
Exons: 8
Coding region: 115-3111 (998 amino acids)
Biological process (GO): endocytic recycling
Cellular component (GO): endosome
Source: RefSeq, a predicted model, not a curated record
CAACAACAACCCGUCAGCAAAUUGAUCGUCGCUGGUCAUAACAAGAUUGGUCUCAGAAUUCGUCUUCAUAAAAAAACAUUCUGAGUUUCCUUAGGGCAUCGGCACGUUUGCAAGAUGUCUGCGGAAUGGAUCUGUGUCGAACGCUUGCAGGACGAAUGUCGGCGUUAUCUCGAUCGGUUCAAAGUAUUUGACCAUCCGCUUAAGCAGUCGACGAUAACGGUUCUGGAAAGUCGCGGAACUCGAGGCAAAGUAACAGUGCCCGCAAAUAGCAACCCUCCCAACAGUAUCAUCCCGACCACGGUAACAGCCGCUACACUAUCACUGGAUCCGCUUAGCAUAGCUUUCGACGGGUCUGAUCCGUUGAGCCAGUUUGCGAAACAACAAGAGACUUCACUAGGCAAAGAUCCACUUUCAAGGAUGGCAGCAGAGAUGGAAGACACGGUUCCUGUGGGGAAGACGGUAGCGGGCACAGGAAGCACCGGUACCGGCAAAUCCAAAGAACCCUCAAACCUGCUAGAACUGGAUCUCAUUGAACCCUGGGCUGCACGUCGAGGAGCUAUACUAAACAAAUAUACAACCUCUGAGAAGCUGUCGAUCGUGACGAGCUUCCUUACGGGCGGCGAAACCAUCAAACCACAAACGACAAUGUCGGAGAAAGUCAAAUAUCGAUUGGAACAACUGGAUGACUUCGAAGACGGAUCCGUGCGACAAAUGCUCGACCUGUCACAGCAGGAAUACGUGAUCAAGAUCGAACAGCUGAACCACGAGCUUGUUCUGGCCUGGAACCAGGAUCAGCGCGUGAAAGCACUCAAGAUUGCGAUUCAAUGCUCAAAGCUGCUUUCCGACACGUCCGUCAUCCAGUUCUACCCGUCGAAGUUUGUCCUCAUCACCGACAUUCUCGAUAUUUUCGGCCGUCUCGUGUACGAUCGUCUGCGUACGAAGGCUGAGUAUGUGCACCCGGGUACGCGCGAGAUGACGGCACUCCCGGAAAAUUUCACCCCAGAAAUGGUGCCGGAAUCGGCCAAGGAAACGUGCCAGAAUUGGUUCUACAAAAUAGCAUCCAUACGUGAGCUGCUGCCGAGGUUGUACGUCGAGAUAGCCAUAUUGCGUUGCUACAGCUUUCUAGCUAAGGACGAGUUUGGUCAGGCCCUGCGCCGUCUUUCGAAGAUGAUCCGAGGUAUAGGGGAUCCGCUCGUAGCCAUUUACGCCCGCUGCUACCUAUGCCGUGUUGGAAUGGGACUCACGCUCGAUCGCACCUAUAUUCGGGAAAACCUAGACGAUGUGCUUAUGGUUUACCACACGAUUUUCAAUGGCGGUAUCCGGUCAGAAAUCGCACGGCAUCGAAUCACACUGAGUGGAUACAUUUCCCUCUACCUUCCUGCCCUCGAUUGGAUCCUGCAAGGUGUUGCCAUAAUGACUACGGACGGUCAGCUCGACGCGAUUCUGCAGCGCUGUACAGAGAAGAAAAACCCUGCCCUUUUGCUGCAAUCCAUAAUGCAAUCGUUUCGCUCGGAUUUUAUUGCCUCCCGUGCAGCCCAACUGGUGCAGAUUCUCUCUUCCAUUUCGGUAGAGGGUCUUUCCCGGGGACAAUUGCUUCGACUGUUGGGCAGCAUCAUCAGUCAUACGCCACCGCCAGUUGAACAACGAGCGACCGUACUCGCCAGUGCGUGGACAACGAUCAGCGCGUUAGGAAACGUGGAGGAGUAUAUUCAGUGUGCAGAAAUGUGGGCCCAGUAUACAAGUCAGCAUUUUGGGUUAAAAGAAAUCGAUUCCUUCAUGGGGGACAUUCUUCAUCACAUGUCGCCGAACCGCGUUUAUGAGCAACACUAUCACGAACUGCAAGUAAUAGUGGAUAAAAUUGUCUCGAACGCCAACGACAUCAAUGGUAUUCUUGCGCUGGACAAUUUUCUCCCCUUACUGGAUCUGUUCCAAAAGGAAUCUAUCAAGCUGGAGGUUUGCAAAAACAUUCUCACAAGCUACCGGAAUGCCUCCGUCAGCGAUACGAUAAUAAUUAACGAUCCGGUAGUCACAAACGCGCUCAUGUACAUCAGUCGGGUUUUGAACGAUUCGGUGAACGCGCUUACUGGCGAAGAUGAACGGAGGCAAAUAAGCUCCCUCAUAUGUCACUUUAUUCGUAAGGUGGACUUUGGACGCGACUUUGAGCAACAGCUUGCGUUUUACGUCGAGGCUCGUUCCGUUCUUUCGAAUCUCGAUUCGGCACUUUCCACCCUCAUCCAUUCCGUCAACCGGUUGGCGACGAGCACUCGGCGCAUUAUUAAGGGACAGCAUACGCCAAAGACGGCCGCUUUCGUAAAGGCAUGCGCAGCCUACUGUUUCAUCACAAUUCCAUCCAUCAUCGACGUGCAAACCCGGAUGGAGCUUUACCUGCAGUCGGGACAGGUUGCAUUGCUAAACGUAUGCUUACAGCAGGCCGAUUCGUGCUUCGAGGCUGCACUCAAUCUCAUUCCGGAAGUCCCGCGCACGGUACAAAUCGAUGGGAAAACGCAGUCGUCGGAAAGUUUCCUCAAGGCGUACGUGAUCAACUUUCUUUCCACGCUCGUCAUUGUGCCGGAUAAUCCAACGCAGGGUGUGCUCUAUCUGCUUCGUCUUCUGCUCGAGGUAGUGCCAAAGUAUACGUUCGAGCCAGGCUCAAACACGCUGUCCACCAUUUAUCUGCACGUGCUCGACUUUCUUUCCGUUGCCGCGCAGGAAGUUUAUCCGUAUCAUAUCGUGAACGUAAUUUCCAACGACGAGCUGUACGGUUCCGAUCCAAAGUUCAUUGCUGAAGUGAACGAGCUUUGCUGCGACGUUUGUGAUAAACUGUUACAGCAAUUGAAGCAACUGCUCGACUCCAACGCGGUCCGGGCUCAGUCCAAGCUGGCGCUUGAUCUGUUCGUGAAAAUAAUAACCGGUGCGGACUUGACCGUAGAAAAAAUGUUUACGCUCACAUACAAUCUGUGGAAUCUCGCAGUAAAGAACCGGAACGUACUCGAGCCAAAUCAGUUGCAAAAUGUUUUGUCUUACACGGAGCAUCUGGCAACCGUUACAAAAGUCGAAACACAACAUCAGUGUCUGUUGGUCCUGCUCGAAAAAAUGAAAUCACGAAUGUAGGAAGUAAUUCACAAUUCAGUAGUAGGCGUAUUUCUU